AUGGAGGAGAUGUUGUUGAGUCGUUCAUCUUCAUCAUCAUCAAUACAUUCUUUUCCAUCAUCAUCAUAUUCUGCUUCUUCUUCUUCCGCUGCUGCUGCUGAGGAAGCAAAGCAGGCCGCACAACAACUACCCCUGUUGUCCUUGAACCAUGUCUCAUUUGUUUGCAAAUCUGUCGGCAGAUCGGUGAGGUUCUAUGAGGAAGUACUAGGAUUUGUGCUCAUUAAAAGGCCUUCUUCUUUCGACUUUGAAGGAGCUUGGUUGUUCAACCACGGAAUUGGAAUCCAUUUGCUUGAAGUAACGGAUGUCCCAAGCAAGAAAGGCAAGAUUAAUCCAAAAGACAAUCACAUUUCUUUCCAGUGCUCCAAUAUGGAGGUCAUAAUGCAAAAGUUGGAGGACAUGAACAUAGAAUAUGUCACAGCAGUGGUUAAGGAAGGUGGUAUAACAGUGGAUCAGCUCUUCUUCCAUGAUCCUGAUGGCUACAUGAUUGAAAUUUGCAAUUGCCAAAAUCUCCCAGUCCUUCGACUUUCUUCCUGCCCACUUAAGAAGCUACCAAGACCAACCAGCAACAACCAAUUAAAGUCAUCCUCCUACGGAAAGUCAACCCCAAGUGUACAAUACUGUCGUGGAGAAGUAGAAGCUAUAAUGAUGGAGAACUUAGCUGUGGACAUGAUGAAUAUUUCCUUCUGA
Coffea eugenioides is the source of this 687-nucleotide messenger RNA. RefSeq lists its product as uncharacterized. The transcript is spliced from 3 exons. Bases 1 to 687 code for a protein of 228 amino acids. NCBI's taxonomy places the organism in Eukaryota, Viridiplantae, Streptophyta, Magnoliopsida, Gentianales, Rubiaceae. The record is from RefSeq and is a predicted model, not a curated record.